AUGGCGGGCCGUCUCAAAAAUGCCAUCAAAAAGAGGGCAUCACGUCUCUUCCAUGGAGCUGAUGCCAACAACACCAAUUCUGGGGGUUCAGAACCGCACCCAGCAAGCAACAGAAACAGCUUGACUGAGGCGAGUCGGAACUCUCAGCCUCGACAUCGAAAGUCUCUGAGUCUACUGAGCAGAAGUUCAAAGACUGAGAGGCAUAACGGCCCUGAAGCUUCACAGGCACAGCCUACGGUUGGGGCCCAGAACACAGGCGACUUUCUAGCUCAUCCGGCAAUUCAACCGUUGAAAGCAGAUCCAACGCCUAGAACGCCUAGACUAGAACGGCCGCGCCCCAGCCUAGAGCCGGAAGAUGCAACUGGCUGGUGUGGGGAUGAAACUGCUGAAGAUGCAUCUCAUCGAAAAUCUCAGCGGUAUUCAACAGAGCCAGAACACUCCCAGAGCACUACAUACCAGACAGUGAGGCCAAGCCAGGCGGAGAAUACAGAUGGCCUUGAAACGAGGUUGUCUCGGCUGGCCGUUUCUCCGGAUGAAUCAACACUUCCUGAGAUAGACAUCGACCCUCUCACACCGUUCGACCUCGUUGAAGAAGCCAGUCCUACUCAGGCAAGACUCUCACGAUUGGCAAUUGGUGAAGAAGGACCCGAACAUGCAGCGACUCACAUCAAGCCCUUAUUCCAAGAAUCAGACGUUAACCUUGAGUCAAAUUCAAGUCAAGAAGCCAAUAUUCGCCAGAACCUGGACUCUAUUCACCCUAGAGACGCUGAGUUUGAACGUAUCAACGAGGAAGUCCGCGCUGGUACAAACGGCGAGGCCAAGUUUCACCUCCAGAACAGCCUUAACUUUGAUAGAACUAUUCAUAACCGAGACCCAGUCGUGCAGGAGCAUGUUCGGCCUCAUGUUCAUACAAUUUACGAACCCAAGCGUACGCGGUCCAUCCACUACCAUGAGCAUCGAACUUUGAUCCAGCCGAUCAAAGACCCAAAUCCAACGAUUCUUCCAGAGCAACAUUGGCUUCAGGACGACAAGACUGGGGAAAUUUAUAGAAUUCCUGAUGAGCUGGGAAAGAAGUUGAUGUAAACUGUAUUUGAUAUUGCAUGUUUGCUAGGCCAUUUGGGAAACAGAAGCGAGGAGUCAAAGAGUCAUAUUUAACUGUAGCUUUUUCUUAAACACGAAUGUCUUGGAGACAGGUCUCC
Messenger RNA from Fusarium oxysporum Fo47, 1199 nucleotides. RefSeq lists its product as uncharacterized. NCBI's taxonomy places the organism in Eukaryota, Fungi, Ascomycota, Sordariomycetes, Hypocreales, Nectriaceae. The coding region runs from base 1 to 1083 and encodes 360 amino acids. The transcript has a single exon. The record is from RefSeq and is a predicted model, not a curated record.